AUGGAAGAUCUUGCCUCCAGCUCUCGAGUCGUACUGCUUCCAGCGUACCCGAUCUCUCUCGCAGGCGUAUACCUCAUCUCGAGCAUCUGGCUCAAGAUCCGGCGCGGCAAGGCAAACAUAGACGAUGGCCUCUCCUCUAUUUCGGACACCCGGGCCCGGUUGAUAAGAUGGCUUCUCUGCAUCUUUACCGUCUCGUUAUUGGGCUCCAUCCUCGUAGCGCAAUUGUCGGCGUCUCGAUAUAAAGGGAAAUGUAGUAGUCAAUGGCUCCCCAACACAGCCCCAACGACCGCGGUAUUUCUCUUCUUUGCAGCCUCUCUCCUGCCGGAUCCCGACCUCCCAUACCGGCCCUCUGCUGCGAAUGUACACACCUGGAUUACUGCGAUUAUAUUUGAAGCAGUAAUAGUAGUGCUAGACUGCGUGGCUGCCACAAACUGUUCUAUCGAUGGCCUUACCGUCCUUUGGCUAGUUCUGGCCUAUGGACGGCUAGCGCUACUCAUCGCUGCAUGCAGCAUCAGGCAUAUCCCAUCGCCGAGGGGACUCAAGGAUCCCGCUCGAGAAAGCUUGUUGAGCUCCGACACUAGUGAGGAAGGUCGGUAUGGCACGGUCGAGGCCAGCCCGCCGAAGCCCGGUGACGCUCAGUCAACGAAUUGGCUGGACUACCUCGUCGGGUUGGGGGUCAUAUUCCCAUUGAUCUGGCCGGCCGACUCUGUGUCCAUGCAGCUACGAGCCAUCGUCUGCAUCAUAAUCCUCAUCGCCCAGCGCAUCGUCAACGUCCUUGUCCCACUACAACUCGGUCGUGUUGUUGCCUCUUUGGGCAAAGGUCAUAUCCCCUACAAAGAACUCUCCCUCUAUAUUGUCUGCCGAGCGGUGCAAGGCCAGCAGGGCGUUCUCGCGUCCAUUCGGGCGCUUCUGUGGAUUCCCUUUGGGCAAGCGACGUAUCGGAGACUGACCGAGUCGUCUUUCAAACAUGUGCUGUCUCUGUCGCUUCAGUUCCAUCUAGGAAAACGCCUGGGUGAAGUCAUGAGCGCUCUGAACAAGGGAAGUGCACUGAACACGUUUAUCGACUCCCUCGUCUUCCAGCUGUUUCCGAUGGUGGCAGAUAUUGGCGUUGCCGCCGUGUAUUUCCUGGUCAACUUUGACCCGUUCUACUCGCUCAUCAUUCUCGCCAUGGGCGGCACGUACCUGUUUGUCACGAUCUAUAUGGCCAAGUAUCGGGGUCGGGCACGACGCCAGAUGGUCAACUGCGAUAGGGAAAUGGAGGCAAUCAAAUCCGAUGCGAUCAUGGCCUACGAUGUCGUCCACUACAACAGCGCUAUUGACCAGGAACAGCGUCGCUUGUCCGACCGCGUCACAGCCUUUCAGCGGGCCGAGUUUGGCGUGCUGGUGUCUUUGAACCUAUUAAACGCCGUUCAGAAUCUCAUUUUUACUCUCGGCGUGGCCCUCGUGAGUUUCCUGUCCGCCUACAAUAUCUCCAUCGGGGUCGAAAAGGUGCCCCUGUUUGUGUCGCUGGUAGCGUACCUGGCGCAGCUGCAAGCACCACUGGGGUUCUUCGGUAGUUUCUACACUCAAAUCCAAAACAAUCUGAUUGAUGCAGAGCGUAUGCUUGCCCUGUUUAACGAGAAGCCCUCCGUGGUAGACAAGCCUGAUGCCAUAGAUCUAGUCGAUUGCAAAGGGCACAUCACGUUUGGGGACGUGACGUUUGCGUAUGACCCCCGCCGUUUGGCCUUGACCAAGAUCAAUCUCGAUAUCCCACCCGGAAGGUCAGUGGCUAUUGUAGGCGAGAGUGGAAGCGGGAAGUCCACGCUGCUGCGACUCCUUUUUCGCUUCUACCACCCAGAUAGCGGUCGGAUCCUUAUCGAUGGUCAGAGCGUGGAGGACAUUACCAUCGAGAGCUUGCGCAAGCACCUGGGAGUCGUCCCGCAGGAGACGAUGCUCUUUAACGAUACUCUCAUGUAUAACCUGUUAUAUGCAAACCCAUCCGCCACGGAGGAGGAUGUUUAUGCGGCCUGCCGCGCAGCGAGCGUUCAUGACAAAAUUAUGGCUCUUCCGGAUCGGUAUCAGACCCAAGUCGGAGAGAGGGGUUUGCGUCUAUCAGGAGGCGAGAAGCAGCGGAUCGCAAUUGCUCGCGUGCUAUUGAAGUCGCCGAGGAUCAUCCUCAUGGACGAGGCGACAGCCUCCCUGGAUUCGGAAACCGAAAAGUCCAUUCAGGCCUCGUUGGCUAAGAUCAGUAUCGGCAGGACUACCAUUACCAUCGCACAUCGUCUAUCUACGAUUACACACUGCGACGAGAUUGUUGUCUUCCACAAUGGCACCAUCGUGGAGCGAGGAAGCCAUACACAGCUCUUGACGAAACCGGGGAGAUAUUGGCAGAUGUGGGACAAGCAGACUAGAGAGCCUCGCUCUCCUUCUGCGGAAUGA
Messenger RNA from Aspergillus viridinutans, 2418 nucleotides. RefSeq lists its product as uncharacterized. The transcript is spliced from 8 exons. Lineage: Eukaryota; Fungi; Ascomycota; Eurotiomycetes; Eurotiales; Aspergillaceae. Gene Ontology annotation, cellular component: membrane. The record is from RefSeq and is a predicted model, not a curated record. Bases 1 to 2418 code for a protein of 805 amino acids. Gene Ontology annotation, biological process: transmembrane transport. Gene Ontology annotation, molecular function: ABC-type transporter activity; ATP hydrolysis activity; ATP binding.